Messenger RNA from Osmerus eperlanus (European smelt), 2726 nucleotides. RefSeq names its product signal-induced proliferation-associated protein 1-like. The record is from RefSeq and is a predicted model, not a curated record. Bases 46 to 1317 code for a protein of 423 amino acids. Lineage: Eukaryota; Metazoa; Chordata; Actinopteri; Osmeriformes; Osmeridae. Gene Ontology annotation, cellular component: cytoplasm. The transcript is spliced from 8 exons. Gene Ontology annotation, biological process: activation of GTPase activity. Gene Ontology annotation, molecular function: GTPase activator activity.
GAGGUCACGCCCCUGCGGGACGGCGUGGGCCAGCCGGGCUUCCUGAUGAGCGAGGAGGGCUUCGUGACGGAGCUGCAGCGCUUCGGCUAUGCGGAGAGCGGCGGGCUGCAGCUGGGCGCCCGCGUGGUGCGGCUGUGCGGCCAGGGCCUGGUCCACCUCGGCCCCGACGAGAGGGCGCGUCUGCUGCGCACCGCUCACAAGAUCCACAUCACCGUCAUCCCCCCGGAUGAGAACGGAAAACCUCGCAGGAGUUUCUCUGAGCUGUACCAGAAGGCGAUCCAGGAUGCUGAACGUAAACCUGGGGAGGGCCAGUCUGGGGAAGCCUGGGUGCUGGAUGAGAGGGAGGAGGAGGAGGAGGAGCCAGAGGAGGAGGAGGAGGAGCCAGAGGAGGAGGAGAGGAAGCAAGGCGAGGGCAGGGAGGCGGAGAUGAUAGAGGUGGAAGUGGAUGCAGGGGAGGCAGAGGAUCGCUCGUCAGAGAAGGUCCAGGGUGAGGAGGGUCACACGUCGCUCCUCUCCCCCGCCAGCCUGCCUCUGCUUCGGGCCACUUCUCUACAGGAGGCCCCCCCCCUCCAGGCCCCAGAAGACCCCGCCGCCCAGCUGACACGAAGCAGCUCCCUGGAGAGACACCCUAACUGCAGGGACAUAUGUGACAGACAUGUGUAUGACAACGUGGGCCUGAAGGUGGACGAGCCCGUCUACGAGAACUGCGGCGAGCUCCGAGACGCCACGCCCGACCUCAUCCUCGCCGUUAAACCCAAGGCCCCCCCGCUGGAUGGAGAACAGUUGGUGGGCGCUGAGCUGGGUGAGGAUGGCGGGCCCUCGCUGGCCUCCUCCCAGCUCUCCUGUCUGGACAGAGCAGAGAGGAACUCCAGAGCUCUCAGCCUCCACUACUCCAUCACCAAGAUCCUGUCAGAGAACACAGACUCGUCGGAGGAGGAGUGGCAGUCCAUCUCUGACCUGGCCUCAGCCUGCAGGAGCAUCCUGGAGGCCCUGUCACGAGAGGACCGCAGAGCAGGAGAUGGGACUCUGUCUGGAGCAGACGGCUCCUCUCUCAGCGGACAGACCGACGGCAAGAUCAAGGACAUGAAGGACAGUGAUUCCCCGGGACACCUGGAGGAGAAGGUGUCCCAGCUGGAGGCCAUGCUGAAGAGACUCCAGGACGACCUGCAAAAGGAGAAGGAGGACAAGGCGGUGCUGCAGGCCGAGGUGAAGAGCCUCCGGCAGAAUAACCAGCGGCUGCAGGAGGAGUCCCAGACCACGGUGGCCCACCUCAUCAAAGUCACAGAGCUGCUGUGCAAUGUCAACAAGCCCUGCUAGCUCUGUCACCGCACUGUAGCACACACACAGUAGCAUGUGUAUGCACACACACACACAUGCAGACACACGCACAGUAGCAUGUGUAUGCACACACAAACACACACGCAGACUCACACACAGUAGCAUGUGUACAUACACACACACAUACACACAUAGUAGCAUGUCUACACACACACAGUAUAGACACGCACACGCCCACACACGUAUGCAUGCUCGGCACAUACUCAAGCACACACACACACACCACAGGCAUACACACAGCUGCAUGCAUGCUCGGCACAUACUGAAGCACACACACAUACGCACACAAAAUCACACCAAGUCAACUGUGUACACUGCACAUUGACUUUAUACAAUAUAUGUCCCACCAGAACAGUAAUAGAUGUGUGCGCAGACACAUAUAAGUAUACAAAAGUGCACCCGCCCCUCUCUGUAUAUAAUCCCUGUCCCGUAGUACCCUGGGACGAUCCUGGGGUUCAAAAGUAUGCAACACCCAUCCUAUUUUUCCAUGUCCUGGUUCUGUUCAUGGACUGACCACAUAUACAGCCCACCCAGAGGCUGCAGACUUCACAAUACUUGUUUCUGUAGUGUGUGUGUGUGCGAGUGUGUGCGUGCGUGCGUGUGUGUGUCACCAUAGUUCUUCUAUCUGACAUACUCGACAAGUUGGGCUGAAUAGCGCUUGCUUUCGAAGCAGUUCGACUGACUAGAAAGAUGCUGUGUAGCAUGUGAGGCGGACGUCAUAUGACGAACACAAGACCACCAGACCCCUUCCCCUCUCUCUGCCCAGUCCUCUACCUGCCACGCCCUCUACAGGAGAGCAGCUCAGCUGUGGAUCACACGAGGAGAGAGGGCCUGACAAUGAGAUGGCCGCUGGCGCGGUCCUGCUUCAAAAGACAGAGUGAUGUACACUGACCCCUCGCUCAGCAGCCUCAUUCAAGGGACCGGGUCUCUUUGUUUCGGGUCACUGUCCCUCCCCCUCUGCCCCCAGGGAGACUCCUCAGUACCAUUUGAGUGUUUCUGGGCCCUUCAGACGGAUCGGUACAGAGAUUCCCAUCUCUCAUGACUCAGAUGGAGUACAGCUGACGAGGUCGACAUUCUUUGGGACGUUUUCUUCAGAGGAACUGCGAGGAUUUGUGACAUGAAUGAAGAAGAUGUCGCAACGAUACACCUCGGCUGUACAUGAGACUGUGACUGGAGAGUUGACCUUCAUAUUCUUCCUCUGAUGACUGUAGCAGCUACACUGAAGAGAAGUUCGCCCCCUGCUGGACUGAGCCUUGUCUUGCAGCUCUUAAUUCCUCCACAAACAGAAGAAAAAAAAAACGAUGUAGGGAUUUAACUUAAAACGGACAGAGUCCUUUAGAAAAGAGUAUUAUAGUUACACAUUUGCAUUAAAAUAUGUUUUGUGUUUG